Molecule: messenger RNA, 1631 nt
Organism: Trichomycterus rosablanca
Lineage: Eukaryota; Metazoa; Chordata; Actinopteri; Siluriformes; Trichomycteridae
Gene: ndfip1
Product: Nedd4 family interacting protein 1
Exons: 8
Coding region: 165-806 (213 amino acids)
Biological process (GO): metal ion transport; ubiquitin-dependent protein catabolic process; vacuolar transport
Cellular component (GO): endoplasmic reticulum; perinuclear region of cytoplasm; Golgi apparatus
Molecular function (GO): WW domain binding
Source: RefSeq, a predicted model, not a curated record
AUUUCUGUUGCGUGUAAACUAGUCCGCUGACCUUUUAGUUUUUAACAGGAGCAAAACUAUAUACAUUUAAAACAGAUAGAGCAGGAUAUAAAAAUUAUAAAGCUAGCUAAUUUAUUUAGCCAGCGACGUGUAUGAAUAACUAGGUGGUGUUGACCAGCAGAAGAAUGGCUGAGCAAAGAAGCGGAUAUGUGCAGUUAACCAAUGAGGAAGAAACAGAGACGCCUGAGGUGCUCCAGCAAGCAUCUGAUGCUCCCCCUCCCUACAACAGCAUUGCACCUGACACAGCAGCAUUUUUUGAUUACAAAGAUGAUGGCAGUUACCCCAAACCCCCUUCAUACAAUGUCGCUACAUCUUUACCUUCAUACGAUGAAGCAGAGAGAACCAAGGCAGAGUCUGCUCUUCCUCUUAUGACAGCCCAGGAUGAGGAGUUUGUACCCAGAGAUGACUUUGAUGAUAUUGACCAACUGCGUGUCGGGAAUGAUGGCAUUUUUAUGCUGACGUUUUUCAUGGCUUUCCUCUUCAACUGGAUUGGCUUCUUUCUGUCUUUCUGCCUGACCACCUCAGCAGCAGGGCGCUAUGGAGCCAUCUCUGGCUUUGGUCUCUCCCUAGUUAAGUGGGUCCUGAUUGUCAGGUUUUCCACAUAUUUCACGGGCUACUUUGAUGGACAGUAUUGGCUGUGGUGGAUAUCUUUGGUUAUAGGGUUCCUCAUGUUCCUCAGAGGAUUCAUUAAUUACUCCAGAGUGCGUAACAUGGCUGAUCAUUCCUUUUCCACCCUCCCUCGCACCCGAGUCCUUUUUAUCUAUUGAAGACUUCUCGCCUCAGGACUUUUUACAAAUUUAAGAAAAUGGCAAAACUUGGCUUCGAGUCUUCAGAAUGGAGUGCAAAGAAGAAUAUGGUUGUAUCAAACAAUGCAACACAGUAAAAUGACUAAACAAGGAUGCUGAUAAUCCCCUAAUCAUGUAUUUAUCUGGAACUAAUAUCUGGUGCAAUCAACCAUGAAUAUAAAUUGAAUGCAGUGUUUUUAAUAUUUAGGAAUUAGCACACUGACGGUGUUUAUGAACAGCCAUAUAUAAACACCAAGUAUAUACACAAUUGAUGCCUUGCAAAAUGUUCCACAUACCCAGUAAUUAUCUUGGAUGCUUUCAGGCUUCUUAUUAACAGUGCUGGGAAAUUCGUUUUACUUUGUGAGUAAGUGUUGUAACCAUUUUUAUUCUGUGAAAUGCAAAGACUAGAUGUGUAAAAGACUUCGAAAACACUUCGAAAAUUGGACGAAGAUGGAAUCGAUGUAUAUAGAGGCCUUAAGCCAAAAUUAUGAUUCACGAGUCUUUAAACGGUUUCGAAGAUUUUGCUGUUAAUAGGACCAAAAAUCGCAGAAGUUCAGAGUGAUUAAGCAUGCAGUAUCAUCUACUUGUCAGUAGACUAAUUUUUUUUCAGUCAUCCUUACUAAACAGUGAUUUACAAUGCCAAAAGUAACAGUAGCUUACCAAGUUUACACACGUUAACCCAUUAAUUUGUUCAGAUAUCUGUGAUGAGCAUGGUGAUGAAUUAGUUCUGCACAGUGUGCUAUAUAGUGAUUUGUAUGUUUACACUUGUGCAAAUAAAUUUUAAUAAACUUUGCUCCUGUAGCAACA